Messenger RNA from Haliotis rufescens (red abalone), 5684 nucleotides. RefSeq lists its product as uncharacterized. Lineage: Eukaryota; Metazoa; Mollusca; Gastropoda; Lepetellida; Haliotidae. The transcript has 6 exons. Bases 24 to 5684 code for a protein of 1886 amino acids. The record is from RefSeq and is a predicted model, not a curated record.
GAUUGUUACAAUCUGUUUCAGAUAUGUCACUGCCACUUCAUGUUCUUCCCAGCACGCGUUAUGACGACAAACUCAAGAAGUCUUUUAGAGACCAGCUGUCACUCCACGUUGAACUGAACAAGGAACUGUCCCCGACUCUUUCACCGCCGAUCAUUGUGAUAUUCCGGCCUCAAGGCAGACCGAAUGAUGAAUUUGAUGGCGUGGUUCUACCUUUCCUUCAUAACUGUCAACCUCCUUGUAGGGAUAUAAUUCUCCUCACUGCCUUCGCCACGUCACAGCGGUAUGGUCGUGGCUUCACUCCGGCUUGUGCAUCAGGCAUCAAGUACAAGGACAAACUCUUUGUGACGUCCGGACAUCUUGAUACACAAGUUAACAAGUCCACAUUUGAAAGCCUUGGAGAUAUCUUUGUGAAAGAAUAUAACUUUAAGCAGACAUCGGACGUGGGAUCAGUACAUCUGUUUGGAGGCCAAGUCAUAGCGCACACAGGGAUCUCAACUGGGUGUGUUGCCAGCAGUCACAGGGACAGUUUCUACCCUACUGAUAAUGUUGCCAGCAGCCAAGGGGACAGGGGCAACCCUACUGAUAAUGUUACAAGCAGCCAAGAGAACAGGGGCAACCCCACUGAUAAUGUUACUAUCAGCCAAGAGGAUAGGGGAAACAAUACCGAUAAUGUUGCCAUAGGCCAAGGGGUCAGAGGCAACCCAACUCAUAAUGUUACCAGCAGCCAAGAGGACAGGGGCAACCCUACUGAUGAUGUUGCCACCAGCCAAGAGAACAGACUCAACCCUACUGAUAAUGUUACCAGCAGCCAAGAAAACAGAGUCAACCCUACUGAUAAUGUUGCCAGCAGCCAAGGGGAAAGGGGCAACCCUACUGAUAAUGUUACAAGCAGCCAAGAGAACAGGGGCAACCCCACUGAUAAUGUUACUAUCAGCCAAGAGGAUAGGGGAAACAAUACCGAUAAUGUUGCCAUAGGCCAAGGGGUCAGAGGCAACCCAACUCAUAAUGUUACCAGCAGCCAAGAGGACAGGGGCAACCCUACUGAUGAUGUUGCCACCAGCCAAGAGAACAGACUCAACCCUACUGAUAAUGUUACCAGCAGCCAAGAAAACAAAGUCAACCCUACUGAUAAUGUUACCAGCAGCCAACAGAACAGAGUCAACCCUACUGAUAAUGUUACCAGCAGCCAAGAGAACAGAGUCUACCCUAAAGAUAAUGUUGCCAGCAGCCAAGAGAACAGGGAAAACAGAGUCAACCCUACUGAUAAUGUCACCAGCAGCCAAGAAAACAAAGUCAACCCUACUCAUAAUGUUACCAGCAGCCAAGAGAACAGAGUCAACCCUAAAGAUAAUGUUGCCAGCAGCCAAGAGAACAGAGUCAACCCUCCUGAUAAUGUUGCCAGCAGCCAAGAGAACAGAGUCAACCCUCCUGAUAAUGUCACCAGCAGCCAAGAAAACAGAGUCAACCCUAAUGAUAAUGUUACCAGCAGCCAUGAAAACAGAGUCAACCCUCCUGAUAAGUUUACCAGCAGCCAAGAGGACAGGGGCAACCCUACUGAUAAUGUUACCAUCAGCGAAGCGGACGGAGGCAACCAUUCUGAUAAUGUUACCAGCAGCCAAGGGAGCAGAGUCAACCCUAAUGAUAAUGUUACUAGCAGACAAGGGGUCAGAGGCAACCCAACUGAUAAUGUAACCAGCAGCCUAGAGGGCAGAGUCAACCCUAAUGAUAAUGUUACCAGCAGCCAAGAGGACAGGGGCAACCCUACAGAUAAUGUUACCAUCAGCGAAGCGGACGGAGACAACCCUUCUGAUAAUGUUACCAGCAGCCAAGGGAGCAGAGUCAACCCUAAUGAUAAUGUUACCAGCAGCCAAGGGGACAGGGGCAACCCAACUGAUAAUGUUACCAUCAGCGAAGAGGACAGUGGCAACCCUACUAAUAAUGUUACCAGCAGCCAAGAGAACAGGGGCAACCCAACUGAUAAUGUUACCAGCAGCGAAGAGGACUGGGGCAACCCUACUAAUAAUGUUACCAGCAGCCAAGAGAGCAGAGUCAACCCUAAUGAUAAUGUUACCAGCAGCCAAGAGAACAGGGGCAACCCUACUAAUAAUGUUACCAGCAGCCAAGAGAGCAGAGUCAACCCUAAUGAUAAUGUUAACAGCAGCGAAGGGGACAGGGGCAACCCUACUGAUAAUGUUGCCAGCAGACAAGGGGUCAGAGGCAACCCAACUGAUAAUGUUAACAGCAGCCAAGAGGGCAGAGUCAACCCUAAUGAUAAUGUUACCAGCAGCCCAGGGGACAGGGGCAACCCUUCUGAUAAUGUUACCAGCAGCCAAGAGAACAGGGGCAACCCUACUGGUUAUGUUGCCAACAACCUAGAGAACAGGGGCAACCCUACUGAUAAUGUUACCAUCAGUGACUUGGACAGUGCCAACCCUACUUAUAAUGUUACCAUCAGCCAAGGGGACAGGGGCAACCCUACUGAUAAUGCUGCCAGCAGCCAAUGGCACAAUGUCAACCCUUCUGUUAAUGUUACCAACAGCCAAGAGAACAGGGGAAACCCUACUGAUAAUGUUACCAGCAGCCAAGAGGACAGGGGAAACAAUACCGAUAAUGUUGCCAGAGGCCAAGGGGGCAGAGUCAACCCAAAUGAUAAUGUUGCCAGCAGCCAAGAGAACAAGGGCAACCCUACUGAUAAUGUUACCAGCAGCCAAGAGUGCAGAAUCAACCCUACUAAUAAUGUUACAAGCAGCCAAGAAAACAGAGUCAACCCUACUGAUAAUGAUGCCAGCAGCCAAGAGAACAGAGUCAACCCUACUGAUAAUGUUGCCAGCAGCCAACAGAACAGAGUCAACCCUACUGAUAAUGUUACCAGCAGCCAAGAAAACAGAGUCAACCCUACUGAUAAUGUUGCCAGCAGCCAAGAAAACAGAGUCAACCCUACUGAUAAUGUUACCAGCAGCCAAGAAAACAGAGUCAACCCUACUGAUAAUGUUACAAGCAGCCAACAGAACAGAGUCAACCCUACUGAUAAUGUUACCAGCAGCCAAGAAAACAGAGUCAACCCUACUGAUAAUGUUACAAGCAGCCAACAGAACAGAAACAGAGUCAACCCUACUGAUAAUGUUGCCAGCAGCCAAGUAAAAAGAGUCAACCCUACUGAUAAUGUUACCAGCAGCCAAGAAAACAGAGUCAACCCUACUGAUAAUGUUACAAGCAGCCAACAGAACAGAGUCAACCCUACUGAUAAUGUUACCAGCAGCCAAGAGAACAGAGUCAACCCUAAAGAUAAUGUUGCCAGCAGCCAAGAGAACAGGGGCAACCCUACUGAUAAUGUUACCAGCAGCCAAGAAAACAGAGUCAACCCUUCUGAUAAUGUUACCAGCAGCCAAGAGAACAGAGUCAACCCUAAAGAUAAUGUUGCCAGCAGCCAAGAGUACAGGGGCAACCCUAGUGAUAAUUUUACCAGCAGCCAAGAGGGCAGAGUCAACCCUACUGAUAAUGUUACCAGCAGCCAAGAGGACAGGGGCAACCCUACUGAUAAUGUAACCAGCAGCCAAGAGAACAGGUGCAAGCCUACUGAUAAUGUUACCAGCAGCGAAGGGAUAAGUGGCUACCCUACUGAUAAUGUUGCCACCAGCCAUUGGGGCAGAGUCAACCCUACUGAUAAUGUUACCAGCAGCGAAGAGAACAGGGGCAACCCUACUGAUAAUGUAACCAGCAGCCAAGAGAACAGGGGCAACCCUACUGAUAAUGUUACCAUCAGCGAAGGGGAAAGUGGCAGCCCUUCUGAUAAUGUUACCAUCCGCCAAAGGGACAGAGGAAACCUUACUGAUAAAGUUGCCAGCAGUCAUUGGGGCAGAGUCAACCCUACUGAUAAUGUUACCAGCAGCGAAGAGAACAGGGGCAACCCUACUGAUAAUGUAACCAGCAGCCAAGAGGGCAGAGUCAACCCUACUGAAAAUGUUGCCAGCAGCCAAGAGAACAGGGGCAACCCUACUGAUAAUGUUACCAUCAGCGAAGGGGAAAGUGGCAACCCUUCUGAUAAUGUUACCAUCAGCCAAGGGGACAGAGGAAACCCUACUGAUAAUGUUGCCAGCAGUCAAGGGGACAAUGUCAACCCUUCUGGUAAUGUUACAAGCAGCCAAGAAAACAGAGGCAACCCUACUGAAAAUGUUACCAGCAGCCAAGAGAGCAGAGUCAACCCUAAUGACAAUGUUAAAAGCAGCCAAGGGGACAGGGGCAACCCAACUGAUAAUGUUACCAGCAGCGAAGAGGACAGGGGCAACCCUACUGAUAAUGUUGCCAGCAGACAAGGGGUCAGAGGCAACCCAACUGAUAAUGUUACCAGCAGCGAAGAGGACAGGGGCAACCCUACUGAUAAUGUUACCAGCAGCCAAGGAGACAGGGGCAACCCUACUGAUAAUGUUGCCAGCAGCCUAGAGGACAGAGUCAACCCUACUGAUAAUGUUGCCAGCAGCCAAGAGAACAGGGGCAACCCUACUGAUAAUGUUACCAUCAGCAAAGGGGAAAGUGGCAACCCUUCUGAUAAUGUUACCAUCAGCCAAGGGGACAGAGGCAACCCUACUGAUAAUGUUGCCAGCAGUCAAGGGGACAAUGUCAACCCUUCUGGUAAUGUUACAAGCAGCCAAGAAAACAGGGGCAACCCUACUGAUAAUGUUAACAGCAGCGAAGAGGACAGGGGAAACCCUACUGAUAAUGUUACCAGCAGCGAAGAGGACAGGGGAAACCCUACUGAUAAUGUUACCAGCAGCCAAGGAGACAGGGGCAACCCUGCUGAUAAUGUUGCCAGCAGCGAAGAGGACAGGGGCAACCCUACUGAUAAUGUUACCAGCAGCGAAGAGGACAGGGGCAACCCUACUGAUAAUGUUACCAGCAGCGAAGAGGACAGGGGCAACUCUACUGAUAAUGUUACCAGCAGCCAAGGAGACAGGGGCAACCCUGCUGAUAAUGUUGCCAGCAGCCUAGAGGACAGAGUCAACCCUACUGAUAAUGUUGCCAGCAGUCAAGAGAACGGGGGCAACCCUACUGAUAAUGUUACCAUCAGCCAAGGGGAAAGUGGCAACCCUUCUGAUAAUGUAAACAUCAGCCAAGGGGACAGAGGCAACCCUACUGAUAAUGUUGCCAGCAGUCAAGGGGACAAUGUCAACCCUUCUGGUAAUGUUACAAGCAGCCAAGAAAACAGGGGCAACCCUACUGAUAAUGUUAACAGCAGCGAAGAGGACAAGGGAAACCCUACUGAUAAUGUUACCAGCAGCGAAGGGGACAGGGGAAACCCUACUGAUAAUGUUGCCAGCAGACAAGGGGUCAGAGGCAACCCAACUGAUAAUGUUACCAGGAGCCAAGGGGCCAGGGGCAAACCUACUGUUAAUGUUGCCAGUAGCCAUGGGGCCAUUGGCAUCCCUACUGAUAAUGUUGCCAGCAGCAAUGGGUACAUAGUCAACCGUACUGAUAAUGUUGCCAGCAGCCAUGGGGUCAGGGGCCACUCUUACUACUGUGAUACGGACAGAUUACGGGCUGCACGGGAAGAAAUGAAGAAAGGGACAACUGUUUUGCAACAGGAGGUGGAGGCCCGGUUCAGGUUGUCACCAGGGAUACUUCUUCAAAUGCUUGAAAAGGUCGUGACAUAUCUGGAACAGGAACGAGAGGUAACAGAAAUCUCAUGA